CUUAUAAGUCGGUAGUUCAUCUUCUUAAUUUGGCAAGUCUGUAAAGUUGCAAAAAUGGCUUCCCAAGAGCAUAGCUACAGAGUUGGUGAAACCAAGGGCCGUACUGAGGAGAAGACGGGACAAGCGGUGGAAGAAGUGAAGGAGAAGGUGCAGGCGGCGAAGGACAAGGCGUCAAGCAUGGCGGGGAGCAGGGCCGGAAAGACCUCCGAGGCGGCGCACGGCGCGAAAGACAAGAGCGCCGGAAUGGCGCAGACGGCGAAGGAGAAGGCGGAGAAAGCGGCGGAGGCGACGAGGGAGAAGGCGGGGGAGAUGACGGAGUCGGCAAAGGAGUCGGCGGAGGCCGGCAAGGAGAAGACCGGCGGGGUGCUGCAGAAGACGGGGGAGAGUGUUCGGAACGUGGCGCAGGGGGCGACGGACGCCGUGAAGCAUGCGUUUGGGAUGGCGGAGGAGGAUAAAGCCGGCGACGCCCGCCGCCGGGAUUAGGAGGAAUUUUAAUUAAGUUGUUUGUGUAAU
Cuscuta campestris is the source of this 513-nucleotide messenger RNA. The record is from the annotation of a GenBank genome assembly. Lineage: Eukaryota; Viridiplantae; Streptophyta; Magnoliopsida; Solanales; Convolvulaceae.